Messenger RNA from Diaporthe citri, 3969 nucleotides. RefSeq lists its product as uncharacterized. Gene Ontology annotation, biological process: protein phosphorylation. The coding region runs from base 1 to 3969 and encodes 1322 amino acids. NCBI's taxonomy places the organism in Eukaryota, Fungi, Ascomycota, Sordariomycetes, Diaporthales, Diaporthaceae. Gene Ontology annotation, cellular component: cytoplasm. Gene Ontology annotation, molecular function: protein serine/threonine kinase activity; ATP binding. The transcript has 8 exons. The record is from RefSeq and is a predicted model, not a curated record.
AUGCGGACAGGCAGCUCCAACGCCGCCGAGCGAGCCUACCAUGCCGCCGGAGGAGGAGGCAACCGGACCCCCGUCUCCGCGAGGACGCCCCGGAGGGACCCCGGCAGUUCCAAUGCUGUCGUCCACGCCAGCGGCGGCCAUGCGCGCGAGAGGGCUCUGCAGGACCCUGGUUUGAAGGAUUAUAGGCUAGGCGACUGCAUCGGCAAGGGCGCUUUCGGAUCCGUCUACAAGGCAUUCAACUGGGGCACCGGCGAGGCUGUCGCCGUCAAGCAGAUCAAGAUCGCAGACGUCCCAAAGAGCGAGCUGCGCAUGAUAGAGGCCGAGAUCGACCUUCUCAAGAACCUCCACCAUGACAACAUUGUCAAAUACGUCGGCUUUGUCAAGUCCCAGGACUGUCUCAAUAUCAUCCUCGAAUACUGCGAGAACGGGUCCUUGCAUUCGAUAUGCAAGGCGUACGGAAAGUUCCCCGAGAACCUCGUCGGCGUCUACAUGACACAGGUUUUGCAAGGCCUCCAGUACCUCCAUGACCAGGGUGUUAUCCACAGGGACAUCAAGGGUGCCAACAUCUUGACAACCAAGGACGGCACCGUCAAGCUGGCCGACUUUGGCGUCUCGACCAGCACGCUAGCUGGUCCCGACAAGGAGGCUCAGGUGGUUGGCACGCCGUACUGGAUGGCCCCCGAGAUCAUCCAGCUCUCUGGGGCGACUUCUGCCUCGGACAUCUGGAGCGUCGGCUGUACCGUCAUUGAGCUGUUGCAAGGGAGGCCGCCCUAUCACAACCUGGCUGCCAUGCCGGCCUUGUUCGCGAUCGUCAACGACGACCACCCUCCUCUGCCGGAGGGUGUCUCGGCGGCUGCUCGGGACUUCAUGAUGCAAUGCUUUCAGAAGGACCCAAACCUCCGCGUGUCGGCGAGGAAGCUUUUAAAACAUCCCUGGAUUGUUGGCUGCCGCAGGAGCGACGCACCCGUAUCCAAGAGACCUGCAAACUUCAGCCAGGCGGUCGAAGAAGUCAAACAGUGGAACAAGGCCCUCAAGUCUUCAGAAACCGCGCUGAGGGCCUCCACAGGCUCCGACAGCAGCGCCCAGACUGCCCACGCACAGCCCAUGUCCAGGUUCACUGCUGUUGCGGCAGACCCACACCGCGCGAACCUCGCAACUUCCGGGAAGAGGCCGCUGGGCAUCACAAAAUCCAAGCCCAACCCGGACGCGUUCCGCUCACCUGAGGUUGCCGAUGAUGACAACUGGGAUGACGACUUUGCGACUGCCAUCUCCCCGAGCGCCCUCCAUCUUCCCCACCUCAAGCCUCAGGACAACUUCGGGGGCAUGCUCUCCGCCGAUAGGCUCAAGCAAUAUGCGUCCAUUGACGAGGCCAGCGCCAGCAACAACUGGGACGACCAGUUCGAGGGCGACCUGCAAUCCGCCAAAGGCUCCUCUCGCCAGUUCCUCGACCAGGACCCCCAAGAACAGACUAUCCGUCCCACCCCCAGAAGGUCGAGCAAGUCUGCCGAGGCGUCAAGAACCCCACAACAGCACGGAGGAGGGCAUGGACACCGGAGGACCAGGAGCAAGCAGGUGUCGUCCUCGAACGUGCCGCUGAUUCAGAAGCAGCCCGCCAAGCCGGCGCUCGGCAGCAAGUUCGAGCUCCCGCUGCGGCCGGAGGCCAUCUACCGGGAGCAGUCCAUCGAGGACUUCUCGGAUUUCUUCCCUGAAGCGGACAAUCUGUUCAACAAGAAAACGAAUCGUCCCAGAAAGGAGGACUCCCAGUUGAUGCCGCCACCUGAACUCAAAACUCAACACUCUCAGCCCAACAUCCAUAUUGUGCCCCCGUCCGUUGGCAGUGACAGUCCGCGCCACCAGCGCACCCCCUCGCGGCCUCCAGCUCCAGAUGAGCAGGCACCUGUGAGGAGGACACGUUCACAAAUUGAGAUCCAGAAAUUUGCCGAGGGCGAGGACGACGAGGACUUCUCCGACAUUCUUGGUCCUAAUAGUGCCCUGGUAGAGAAGGAAGACAGCGACCGAGGCUCUGAGGAUGGUACGGGUGGCAUGAUGCUGCUCUCUAAGCUGUCCAACAGCUCUUGGCUCGGUGACGACGAGGACGAGGACGACCCGUUCGCCAUGAUGGAUCCCGAGUACAACGAGAUGGACCUCGAGGCCAACAUUGCCCGGGACCGGCACGCCCGCCUAGCUGAGCGGGUGGAGGAGCUUGUGCAGCUGCUCAAGGUCGGGACCGAGAUCACAGGCGAGGAGCGGGUCUCCGAUGUUGCCGAGGAGCUGGUCUACCUGCUGCAUGAACAUGAGGAUGUCAAGGGCUUGAUCAUCGGCGCACAUGGCCUGUUGCCCAUCUUGGAGCUGCUCACUCUGCCGCCGGACACCAUUAGCACAGCCAAGGGCCGCCAGGACAUGAUCUUGUGGCUACUUAAGGUCGUAAAUAAGAUCAUCUUCCGUGACCGGGAGCUGCAGGAGAAUCUGUGCUUCGUCGGCGGCAUUCCAAUCAUCACAAAGUUUGCUGCUCGGCAAUUCUCCAAUGAGAUCCGCCUCGAAACUGCUGAUUUCGUCCAGCAGAUGUACGAGACAUCAACCCUCACGCUGCAGAUGUUUGUCAGCUGUGGCGGCAUCUCGGUCCUUGCUGGUUUCCUGGACGAGGACUACGACAUGUCCCGGGAUCUGGUCCUCAUCGGCGUUAAUGGCAUCUGGAGAGUGUUUGAGCUCCAGGGACCUACGCCCAGGAACGACUUCUGCAGGCUCUUUUCAAAGGCAAAAGUGCUUGAUCCACUGGCAGAGAUUCUUCACAGGGUGUUGGACGCGGACGAAAAGGACGAGCUGUCCGAAUUUGUCGAAGGGCGGGUCGUUAACCUCUUCUACAUGUUCUCCCAGGCGGACUACGAGGUCAAGGAGCUGAUUGCUGACCGUGCGGUUCUCAAGACCGUAUUGAAGGACCUCGAGACUAUGACACCUACGCACCAGAUCACCAUGCUAAAGUUCAUCAAGAACCUCUCUAGCCUGCCAACUACCGUUGAGGUGCUUCACUCUGCAGACGCAAUCGACUAUCUGAUUGACCUCCUAGGACACAGCUUGAAGAAGAACACACGGCAUUUCAGGGAGAUCUCCAACCAGGUCCUGAACACCAUGUUCAACCUGUGUCGUCUCAGCAAGGAGCGACAAGAGUACGCAGCGGUCCACGGUAUCAUCCCGUUGCUGUUGAAGAUUAUGAAAAUCGACCGCCCGCCCAAGGAGUUUGCCUUGCCAAUACUUUGCGACAUGGCUCACUCAGGAAGCAAAGGGCGUCGAUAUCUAUGGCAGAACAAGGGCCUAGACUUCUACGUGUCUCUGCUCGCGGACCAGUAUUGGCAGACCACGGCGCUUGAUGCCAUCCUUGUCUGGCUGCAAGAGGAAACGGCCAAGGUGGAAAGCCAUUUGCUGGGCGGUAACUUCCCCUCCGCCAUCGUGGCCUGCUUCGAUAGUUCAAAGGCGAACGCCUUCGCUGCUUUCGAUGCUACUCUUCUUGAGCCCUUGCUCAAGGUCUUCCGCCUGAGCCCUACCCUGGCGGCGUCAUUGGGCAAAUCGGAGAUGUACAGGGGCAUUGCUACAAAGCUGGGCCACAAGAAGCCGGUGGUGCGGCUCAACCUACUCCGUCUCGUCCGCACCAUCAUGGACAGUUGCGAACCAGAUCUGGGUGUCAACUCUGUGGGCGGCGGUGCAGAGUUGCAGACGCUCUUCGAGAACAUACAGAUGCUUGAGAAGGACCCAGCCCUGCUGGUGCGCAACCUCGCGCACGAGAUCUCCAAGAGCCACAUCGAGGGAGAUUAUUUCGAAACCAAGAGCCUCGGUACCGGCUCACAGAACGGCGGCAGUGGGCGUUCAAGAACGGCCGCUCUGAUCAAGGAGAACCGCAGUCCAGCCGAAAAGGGCCAUCCCCCGCGCAAAAUAGCCAACGAAUAUACGAAGGAGAGCACGAGGAGCCCGGUGUAG